Messenger RNA from Rhipicephalus sanguineus (brown dog tick), 2085 nucleotides. Its product is annotated as oocyte zinc finger protein XlCOF6. Gene Ontology annotation, biological process: regulation of transcription by RNA polymerase II. The record is from RefSeq and is a predicted model, not a curated record. Bases 240 to 1763 code for a protein of 507 amino acids. Gene Ontology annotation, molecular function: DNA-binding transcription factor activity, RNA polymerase II-specific; RNA polymerase II transcription regulatory region sequence-specific DNA binding. Lineage: Eukaryota; Metazoa; Arthropoda; Arachnida; Ixodida; Ixodidae. The transcript has 6 exons. Gene Ontology annotation, cellular component: nucleus.
UUGCAGUUCGUUUUCACCGCCAAUGUCAAUCGGAAACUAGAAUUUGUGAAUAAUGACGUUCUCACAGUCGUUAAAACGGGACAAAGUGGAAAUUGCCUAUCGCCUAGGCACUCUUUCACCAUUUCUACAAAUUGUGACAAUAACGUGGAGUUGCAAAAAGUAACAACCGCUUGGUGAGCGAAGUUUACCGAUUACUGGCAAACACUUUGGUGUCAUUGCACUUGUCGCCGUUUCCCAAUAUGUCUGAAGCAGUAGUGUCAAGCGGCGACCAUCAGGGUCCCUGUACCGAUAUCACCGAUAGUGGUGUACGAAAACGGCGCCAGCCUCGCAAAGACUACGCCGCUCUCUUGCAUCCUCCGCCGCUCGAUGGCGAUACAUCCGACGACCCUGACGAGAAGACGGACCCCGAAGGCGCUCGGAUGAGUUCGUUCUGCUUCACCUGUGUCAUCUGCUUCGCCGACGCGGUCGACAAGUGCUCGCACCUGGAACACCUCGCUGCGGCGCAUCCGAACCUCAAGACUCACUGCCUCGCGUGCGAGUCUCGGUACGACAGCUACGCGGACUACACGCAACACCUGCGCGACUGUCACCCGCGGGUGUUGCAGUCCAUUGAUGAGGCGGAGGGCCUGUACUGCCUAGAGUGCGGCAAGGGGUUCCACAAGAAGUCCUACCUUUACCAACACCGGGCGCAACAUUUCAUGCUGAAUCGCGUCCCGUGCGAUGUGUGCGGAAAGUCGUUCCUCGAAGGUGCCAUGUUGGAGCGACACUUGGACACGCACAAAGAGCCGAGUACGCACAAGUGUCCCCGCUGCCUGCGCACCUUCCGAAGCGCGCUUGGUUUGGCCAGGCACGAGCGAGCGCACCAGCGCCACAAACUGUUCUGCCAGGUUUGUGGCACCUUCUACCAGACAGCAAUCGCUCUGGAGGUCCACAAUUGCACCUCGCACCGAGAUCAGGAAGGCCGGCACUGUUGCUCCCUAUGCCAGAAAGAGUAUGGCAGCGCUGACUGUCUACGCCAGCACAUGAUGCACAAGCAUGGCAGCAAGACGGGUGGCGAGCCAUCUUUCUCCUGCAACAUCUGUGAUCGCCACUUUAGGUGGAAGUCCAGCCUGAGGAUGCAUGCUAAGCUUCAUGAAGCAAUGGACUGCAAUGCCAACGUCAAAGUGUUUAGGUGCACCACGUGUGACCAGAUAUGUCCCAGCCAGUGCUCUCUCAAGGCUCACAUGAUCAAACACAGUGAUCGUAGGCAGUUUCCCCUCACAGAAGCGUUUUUGCAUUCUGCUCCCAUUCCAAAUCAGCCAGCUGUUGAAUCUUGCUUUUUUUUUUCCCAUUACACUGCAGGCAUAUCUUUCAAACGCAAAUAUGCCCUGAAGGAGCACUGUCAAGCGGUGCACUGUAACGAGAAGAACUUCCAGUGCAGUGCCUGUGGUCAGACCUUUGUUGUGAAGCGCUACCUGGAUGCACACUUCAAGCAGGCACACGUACCUGGCCCACAGGCAUUCACAUGCAGUGACUGUCCGAAGGUCUUUAAGACAGGAAAAAGCCUCAAGUCCCACUGGCGCUCCUGCCAUGGUGACAUCCCAAAGGAUCACAUCUGUGACAUCUGUGCCAAGGCAUUUGCAUCGUCUAAAGACCUCAAACGGCACGCUCUCAUCCAUGGUGGUGACAGACAGUACGAGUGCGGAGACUGUGGUUCUGCCUUCUACAGAGUGGACAAUCUGAGACGUCACCAAAAGCAGGCCUGCAAGUACAGGGACCUUUGACUUCCUACACAGAAGCGCUGCCCUUUUGCUUACUACGGAAGGGUACACGUUACAAGCAGGAAAGUGGGCUAUAAGAUUGGGCGAGCAGCAUUCUUUCGUUUCGUCAUAUCUUAUCGUGUAGUUUCCUGCUCUUGUUUACAUUGUUUUAUGCGAGGUGAGGUGACAUAGGUUGGAUCUUGGAACAUCCUCUUUAGUUGAAUGUGCGAACAUUUAAAUGUUGAUAUUGUGAGGUCGGUGUCAUGAUAUUUUGCCCGAAACCUUGCAUCUCUGUUUUUGCUGAUGAGGCACAAGCUAAAAUAAACUUGUUACCGAAUGCGAAAAA